Messenger RNA from Echinostoma caproni, 414 nucleotides. The record is from the annotation of a GenBank genome assembly. NCBI's taxonomy places the organism in Eukaryota, Metazoa, Platyhelminthes, Trematoda, Plagiorchiida, Echinostomatidae.
AUGAAUUCAUGUAACCAAAGGAGAGCAGAGCCAAGGAAAUUGCCUUUAGAUGACAAGACCGCAUUAUCAGUAUUCAAACGAUCUCUGAAGUUUGACGGUGCUCCCUUUGAAGUCGCUCUUCCUUGGAAACGAGCUCCUUACCGUCCAGGCAACCGUUUGAUGGCCGUGUCGCGUCUAAACAACCUCGUGAGCUAUCUAACUAAGCAUCCAAAAUUGAAACUGAAGUACUGCGAGGCGAUGGAGGACUAUUAUUCUGAUGUGCAUGCUAUUCCUCUAUGCGAUUUUAGAGGACACUCUGACGAAGUCUGGUAUCCACCUCCUCACGCAGUGCUGCGUCCAAUGAAAUCCGAUAAAUUCAAGGUUGUCCUCGACUGUGCAGCCCAGUUCCCGAACGAUUCAUUGAACGGUAGUUUA